AUGGACAACAUGGUUAUUGACAUGGACAACAUGGACAACAUGGACAACAUGGUUAUAGGAGACAUGGACAACAUGGUUAUAGGAGACAUGGACAACAUGGUUAUAGGAGACAUGGACAAGAUGGUUAUAGGAGACAUGGACAACAUGGUUAUAGGAGACAUGGACAACAUGGUUAUAGGAGACAUGGACAACAUGGUUAUAGGAGACAUGGACAACAUGGUUAUAGGAGACAUGGACAACAUGGUUAUAGGAGACAUGGACAACAUGGUUAUAGGAGACAUGGACAACAUGGUUAUAGGAGACAUGGACAAGAUGGUUAAAGGAGACAUGGACAAGAUGGUUAUAGGAGACAUGGACAACAUGGUUAUAGGAGACAUGGACAAGAUGGUUAUAGGAGACAUGGACAACAUGGUUAUAGGAGACAUGGACAACAUGGUUAUAGGAGACAUGGACAACAUGGUUAUAGGAGACAUGGACAACAUGGUUAUAGGAGACAUGGACAACAUGGUUAUAGGAGACAUGGACAACAUGGUUAUAGGAGACAUGGACAACAUGGUUAUAGGAGACAUGGACAACAUGGGUUAUAGGAGACAUGGACAACAUGGUUAUAGGAGACAUGGACAACAUGGUUAUAGGAGACAUGGACAAGAUGGUUAUAGGAGACAUGGACAACAUGGUUAUAGGAGACAUGGACAAGAUGGUUAA
Candidula unifasciata is the source of this 705-nucleotide messenger RNA. Lineage: Eukaryota; Metazoa; Mollusca; Gastropoda; Stylommatophora; Geomitridae. The record is from the annotation of a GenBank genome assembly.